This is a messenger RNA of Prorocentrum cordatum, 666 nucleotides long. NCBI's taxonomy places the organism in Eukaryota, Dinophyceae, Prorocentrales, Prorocentraceae. The record is from the annotation of a GenBank genome assembly.
AUGCUCAUCGCCGUUGCCUCCGUAUGGCCGUUUCGGAUUCAGUGUUGUUCUGUCUCUACGCACAGUUCGCCCGCGAGCCCUCCCGUCCUCCCGCCCCCGACAGCCACAGUGGUCAUGGUGGCCCUGGCGGCGGCCGACCUCGUGCUGGACGCGGAGGCCUCGCACGCGGAGGACCAGCGUGCUGCGCUCCUGCGGCCGGAGGCCCUGGCGCGGCAGCGCCGCUCCGCCUGGAGACUGGCCGCGGCGGUCGCGGUAGCGGCGCUGGUGGCCCUGGGCGCGGCGGCGUCGCCGUUCGCGUCCGCCGCUGGGCGCGGCGCCCAGGGGUGCGCGGGCGGCUCCUGCAGAAGCCCCUCGAGCAGCCUCGACGCGACCUUGAUGCUGAAAGGGAGGAGUGCCGCGAAGAAGCCCCGCGUGCCGCCAAAGCUGGCGUCCGGCGACGACGCCGACGUGAAGGUCCUCGACGUUGGUGGGGAGACGACGACCGCCGCCGCCGGCGAGGAGACGACCGCCGCCGCGGGCGGGGAGGAGACGACGGCUGCCCUCGCGGGCGACGGCGGGGACGAGGUGGCGAAAGGCGGCGCCAGCACCACGGCGGCGGGCACGAGCACCACAGCGGCGGGCGCCAGCAGCACGGCGGUGGGCGCCAGCACCACGACGGACGCCUAG